Protopterus annectens (West African lungfish) is the source of this 2996-nucleotide messenger RNA. It is a transcript of the gene TMEM260, whose product is annotated as transmembrane protein 260. Bases 194 to 2314 code for a protein of 706 amino acids. NCBI's taxonomy places the organism in Eukaryota, Metazoa, Chordata, Ceratodontiformes, Protopteridae. The record is from RefSeq and is a predicted model, not a curated record. The transcript has 16 exons.
AACGUAAGGACGUAUUCUGGUUUCCUAGAAACUACCUAGUAUGCUUCUAAAAUACACCGCUGCAGAUGUCUAAAUGUUUUGCUAGCAGGAUCUCUUUUCUCCCCAAGACUUAGCAGUUUUGUUGAGACUUCUGACACCCACCAACAGAACUGUAGGAUCGCAACGUGGCUGUUUUUGCAAACUCGUUGUUUCAAUGGUUUCUGCUAAAAACGCCAGUAAGCAUCCUGAAGAAAGUUCAAGACGGGUCAUUGCAAACGAAUUUCGGUAUGAUGUCCUUACAUGCUACUCCGUGGCUGUAUGUGUUGCUGCAGUCUACAUAAAAACCCUACACCCUUCAGUGGCUGGUGGAGAUUCAGGGGAACUGAUCACAGCUUCAUAUGAGCUUGGAGUGGCACACCCUCCUGGAUAUCCUUUGUUUACUCUUUUGGCUACGCUGGCAAUUAAAGCAUUUCCACUAGGAUCUGUUGCAUAUCGUGUGAAUUUACUCAGUGGCUUGCUUGGGGCUGCUGCAGCAUCUCUUCUGUACUACACAGCUUACAGACUUUCCAGUUCACAUGCUGGAGGGAUCCUUGCUGCCGGGGUGUUUGCAUUUUCUCGAUUAACAUGGCAGUGGUCCAUCGCAGCAGAGGUUUUCAGCUUAAACAAUCUGUUUGUGAGUUUACUAAUGGCUCUCACUGUGUGUUUUGGAAAAGCAAGCACAGCAGAAGAAAGAGCAAAAAUUUCGAAAUUGGGAGCUUUUUGCUGUGGCCUUAGUCUCUGCAAUCAACACACCAUUGUUCUAUAUGUGCUAUGCAUUAUUCCAUGGGUCCUUUUCCAAUUUUUCAGACUUUCGGAAGUAUCUGUGAAACUUUUGAUGAAACUUGGGUUAAGCUUUGCUGCUGGAUUUUUGCCAUAUCUAUAUCUGCCUACCUCAUCCUAUUUAAAUCAUGCCCGCUGGACCUGGGGAGAUCAGACUACAGUCAGAGGCUUUCUGACCCACUUUUUCAGGGAGGAAUAUGGAACAUUUAGUCUGGCUAAGUCACAAAUGGGCCCUGGGAUGAUGAAAACACUUGCCUUUCAGGUUGUACACAUGAAGAAUGAGAUUGGAAUUGUAAUACAGUUGCUUGCACUUACAGCUGUUCUGCUACAUGCUUUCAGAAGAGAUAACCUGAGGAGAUCCUUGACUUGGUUAUUUACUAUGAUGCUGUUGAUUUACCUGCUGUUCUUUGGUUGGAGGGCAAAUUUAGACUUCAGCAAGCCCCUUUUCUUGGGAGUGAUUGAAAGAUUCUGGAUGCAGAGCAAUGCAGUGAUUUCUGUUCUGGCUGGAUUGGGACUGGCUUCAAUGACAUCUCUUCUUCAAAGCAUAUGUGGGAAUAAGACUGUCCUUCAGUAUAUAGAAUGGAUAUUCACUGUUGUUUUUAUUACAUAUCUGGUUCGCCUGAAUUACAGCAUCUGUGACCAAAGCAACAAUUAUGUGGUCGAUACAUUUGCAAAGAAUUUAUUAUUUUCCAUGCCUCACAAUGCUAUAAUAUUGCUGAGAGGUGAUUUAACUGGUAAUGCCAUCCGUUAUCAUCAUUAUUGUGAAGGACUAAGACCUGAUGUCGCUUUAGUGGACCAAGAGAUGAUGACCUAUCAUUGGUACUUGCCAAUGACAGCAAAGCACAUACCAGGCAUCUCUUUCCCUGGGAACAGAUGGAAUCCUAUGGAAGGAAUAUUUCUGGAUGGAUCUGUUACCUUUAGUCUUCUUCACUUUCUUGAAGUAAACAAACACAGAGAUGUUUUUGCUUGUAUAGGACUCCAUGAAGGAGACACAACUUGGCAAAAUAAUUAUUCACUUUGGCCUUGGGGAUCAUGCGAGAAAUUAGUCCCAUUAAGGAACGUUUUUAAGCCUGAAGGAUGGAUGAGAAUUACAAAAAACCUGUACAACUGGACUUAUGAAUAUGGAAGUUUUCCUCCCUCUUCGUGGGAAGCUGUUGCAAAUGAGGAAAUGUGGCAAGCAAGGAUGAAGACUGCCUUUUUCAUUUUUGAGCUCGCAGAAAAAAUGAACAACAAUCAUGAAGCAAAAAGACUUUAUUCACUUGCUUAUCAACAAUAUCAGGAGCUUGUGCAUUCUGAAGAAAAAUAUCCAGUCAACUGGCACAAGAACUAUGCUUUGGCAUGUGAGAGGAUGCUUCGUCUUCACAUUUCUGAUGUGGACUCCAAAUUCCUGUUGUCAGAAGCUAUCAUGCAUUUCUUGCUCUAUCUGGAAAAGACAGACUAUGAUCCACAGAGGGAGGCAAUUGUGCAUGUGAUAGACCAUAUGAAAAGAGAACUGGCAAAGAUGCAAAAGGUUUAGCCUAGUGAAGAAAAAGAAACACUACUGGCUUUAGAAACUGGUAAAAGCAAGAAAACUGAUUUCUCUGGUAGAAUUUCAGACUGUAACAUGAAAACUGAAUUAACAAUUAUGAUUCAGUAUUUGGCACAUUUUCAGCAGGGAAGCUUGUGUUUACAGAGAUACUCAUUUUAAUAUUUAUUAUAAUAAUUGUAAAGAUUUUUUAAAUACUUUUUAUGCCAAACCAUAAAAACAUAUAUGGGUGUACAUAUUGUGCCUUUUCUUUUUUAAAUUUAAUUUAAGGUACUUGCAGUUUGGCAUAUGAAAUUCUCAUAUAUUCACUGCUGUUAUUCCUUUGUCUUUUUUCUAUUAGUACGGUAUCUGUUUUGCCUAUUGACUUUAAAAAUAUUGUAUUCUGGUGCUCAGGUAUCAUACUAAAACCAUUUCCCUGACUAACAUUAAAGUGAAGUGGUUCUUAUGUUCAACAAGCUUUACAUUUUUUAUCUGCAUCUUACAAUCAUGUCCUGUUUUAGAAGAUGAAGAAACAUGCUGCUCAUGUUAAAUUAUUAAGAUCUAAAUGGUAGUUUUAAUUCUACUAAGUUCAAUGGAAUCAUUAAAUUAAGUAAACAUCUUUUAAAUGUAAAACAAAAUGUGCAUGGUAAUAACUGCAAUGUUAUAGUUAUAAAAAUGUCUUUUAUUUGGUUAA